Cervus elaphus (red deer) is the source of this 1317-nucleotide messenger RNA. Its product is annotated as basic salivary proline-rich protein 2-like. The transcript has 8 exons. NCBI's taxonomy places the organism in Eukaryota, Metazoa, Chordata, Mammalia, Artiodactyla, Cervidae. The record is from RefSeq and is a predicted model, not a curated record. The coding region runs from base 1 to 1317 and encodes 438 amino acids.
AUGGUCGUUCCCCGUGGACAGGACAGAGCAAAAGGACCGCAGGCAGCACAGCGCUGCUUCCCGCCUGGGCUAAAACCGCCCCUGCCGUCUGCUCGCCCUGUCCCGGGGCCACAGAACCGGGCACCGCAGGCGGAGGUCAGCCUGGCUCCCUCGGGCUUCGAGCCUCCCAGCCUUGGGGCUCCUGGAGACCCAUCUCUGCCUCCAUCCUCACGCGGCGCCCACUCUGCCUGUCUGUCUCAGCGUCCGCUUUUCCACAAGGUCGCCAGUCACCUUGGGUGCCGAGCCUGCAGACCCGACCCGGGUCGUGGGGUCACCAGCGCGGCCUCUCGGUUCCGCACCAGCACCUCUCACUUCCUGCCCGUCCUCCGAGCAGGCCGGCCGGCGCCUCCCUCCGGCUCUCACAGCCCCAGCACGCUCAGCACAGCCCCUGGAGGGCACCCCCAGGAGCCCGGGGCCCUGAGGUCGUGGGAACCGGGCCGCGGCCCCACAGAGCGGGGGCCCCUCCGCAUCUGCACGGCCCUGCCCUGGGGUCUGCACACCCCGAGCCCAGUGAGAGAGCGCCUGCUCCGCGCAGGGGGUGACGGUGAUGGGGUACACGCUGGGGGGCGGGGCUCGGGCGCCUCCCCUCCCCCUCCCGCCGGCGCAGACCCUCGCCGGGGAGGAGGGGCGUCCGCGCACCUGCGGGUGGAGGACCGGGGCCGGGAGGCCAUCCCACGGCAGGUGUGUGGGGGCGGGAAGCGCGGGCGGGAGCCCCGGGACCGGCCGCGGCGGAGCGGGGCGCUGCGCGGUAUCCAGGGGCCGCCGCCGGAGGGGGAGCGCGAGCUCCACGUGCGGGACGCCCCCCACUGUCGGCCGGGGUCCUCCCGCGCGGACAGGUGUCACUGCCCGGCCCCUCCCAGGGCCGCACCCCUGGGUCCCGGCCCCCAGCAGGUCCCGGGCCAGUGCGGGUUCGGGGACCUGAGUUCUGAGCUCUGCUCCCGGCUCCUGGACCCGCUGCGGCAGGGGGACGGACAGACAGAGGCUGCCGGUGGGCCCGGGGGAGGGGGGCGGCCAGGAGGGCACGUGCUCCGGCGGCCGCUCCCGAAGCACCUCAUCCAGCAUCAGGCAGCGCCGUCGUCUCCAGGAUCCCCAGGAAACCUGGAGCCUCCGCCAGAACCUCCCAGCAGCCCCCUGGAGCCCAGAGGGCCAGUCCUACGCAGCUCCACGGAGGUGACCCAGGAGCACCAGAGCUUGCGCCCCACUGGACAGCCCCGCCUCCCUCCCGAUGCCCUGGACAAGGUGGUGGGUGUGAGCGCCACCGACGAUCAAGCAGGUUAA